UGACGGUCUGACAGAUGUUAUGAAAUGGGGAAAAGGCCGGUCAGGACGUAGCUUGACAGAAAGCAGGUGGACUUUAUAUUGUUUCUAGGUUAUAGAUGGCAUUAAUAUAGCUUCAGUAUGCACUCCCAGAUCUUCUGCAGCGGCUCUGCUGUGGUCGCUGCCCGCAGAAUGCGCCGAAUCCUGGGUACAGUUCUGGGGAGAGAGGGCUGGAGGAAUCAUGAGGUCAGACUGAUCAACACCAACUCAGGCGACACGGUGAAGAUCGGAGAGCUCUCUUACAAAAUCAAAACACCUCGGAAUCCAGAGCUCGUUCCCGUCAAACACAUUACAGACUCCCUCCCCCAGACGGUGGUUCAUCACCUGCGUUGGAUCAUGCAGAAAGACCUUCUGGGCCAGGAUGUGUUUCUCAUCGGACCCCCGGGACCCCUGAGACGAUCCAUAGCUAUGCAGUACCUUGAGUUGACCAAGCGGGAGGUGGAGUACGUGGCUCUGUCCCGGGACACCACUGAGACGGACCUGAAGCAGAGGAGAGAGAUCCGCUCGGGGACCGCCUUCUACAUCGACCAGUGUGCGGUGCGGGCAGCGACUCAGGGCCGGGUCCUGGUCCUGGAGGGUCUGGAGAAGGCGGAGAGGAACGUCCUGCCGGUCCUCAACAACCUGCUGGAGAACAGGGAGAUGCAGCUGGAGGACGGACGCUUCCUCAUGUCGUCCGAGCGCUACGACAAGCUGCUGCAGGAGCACACCAAAGAGGAGCUGGACGACUGGAAGAUCGUCCGUGUGAGUGAGGACUUUCGAGUCAUCGCGCUCGGCCUUCCUGUCCCGAAGUACAAGGGAAACCCGCUGGACCCCCCCCUCCGCUCCCGCUUCCAGGCCAGAGACGUGUACUACCUCCCGUUUAAGGACCAGCUGGAGCUGCUGUACACAGCGGGACCAAGCAUCGCUGCAGAAAGGGUGUCUCAGCUGCUGUCUCUAGCCACCACGCUGUGCUCCCAGGAGUCGUCCAACCUGGGCCUCCCCGACUUCCCUGUGGACAACCUGCUCCCUGCCCUCCAUGUGCUGAAUGCCUUCCCCAUGCUGUCCUCCCAGCAGCUGGUCCAGAGACUCUACCCGUACAAAAGCAUCCUGGGAAAGGACGGGCGCAACGCUGUGGAGGGCGUACUGAGUAGGUUUGAGCUUCUGGAUGGUCGUCGACAGGCGGCUCCCAGCGCCGUCCUGAGUGUGUCCAGAACCAAGGAGGGUGAAGGUCAUGCAGAUGUUGCAUUGAGUGUUGCAGACAAGGACGUCACCUUUCAGGUCCCAGCAGGCAUCAAGGAUCUGCGUCCCCCUGGCAGCAGCUCCACCUUCAUCAGUACGCCGAGCCACUCCCAGCUGAUGGCCGAGAUGAUGCAGUCCCACAUGGUGAAGGACAUCUGUCUGAUAGGAGCCAAGGGCUGUGGGAAGUCGGUGAUUGCCAGAGAGUUUGCAGAGAUGCUGGGGUACAGCAUCGAGCCAGUCAUGCUCUACCAGGACAUGACGGCCCGAGACCUCCUCCAGCAGCGAUGCACGCUCCCAAACGGAGACACGGCGUGGAGGCCGUCCCCGCUGGUCACCGCCGCCAUGGAGGGAAAGCUGCUGCUGCUGGACGGGAUCCACCGGGUCAACCUGGGCACUCUGGCCGUGCUCUCCAGGUUGCUCCAUGACAGGGAGCUGGAUCUGUACGAUGGGACUCGGCUGCUGAGGUGGGACAGAUACCAGGAGCUGAAGGAACAACUGGAGCUCAGUGACCAGCAGCUGCAAGAGAGGUCAAUCUUCCCCAUUCACCCGUCCUUCAGGGUGCUGGCCCUGGCCGAGCCCCCUGUCGUGGGGUCCAGCAGCAGCAAGGGUCAGCAGUGGCUCGGCCCCGAGCUGCUCACCAUGUUCCUCUACCACACCGUGACCCCCAUGUCCCGAGCCGAGGAGAUGCAUCUCAUCCAGGGCCUGACGUUGAAUGUUCCUGAGGAAGCAGCAGAGCAGCUCCUGCACCUCACACACAGCCUCCGCAAGAUGAACGACCCUACAGCGCAGUCUCUGGCCUCUUCUCUCUCCACCAGACAGCUGCUGAGGAUCUGCCGCCGUCUCUCUCAGUACCCUGAGGAGAGCAUCGCUCACGCCGUCAAUAAAGCCUGUCUCUCUAGGUUCCUGCCCAGCCUGGCCCGUGCGUCUCUGGAUAAAAGCCUCGCUGACUGCUCCAUACAGGACACCCCCGACCCUGCAGAACACACUCGUGACCACAGCUGUUCUGUAAAGGAUGGCGUGUUGACGAUCGGCAGUGUGUCAGCUCCGGUCUACACCCCCACUGAGAAAAUGAAGAUCCCAGAUGUGCUAUUCUAUGAUAAUCCCCAGCACAUGAUGGUGAUGGAGGACAUGCUGAAGGACUUCCUGUUGGGAGAGCACCUCCUCUUGGUGGGAAACCAGGGCGUGGGUAAGAAUAAAAUCGUGGACCGGUUCCUGCACCUCCUGAACAGACCCAGAGAAUACCUGCAGCUCCACAGAGAUACGACGGUGCAGACUCUGACCCUGCAGCCCUCGGUCCGGGACGGCAUCAUCAUGUACGAGGACUCUCCACUGGUGAAGGCGGUGAAACAGGGUCACAUAUUAGUGAUCGACGAGGCCGACAAAGCUCCCACUAACGUCACCUGCAUCCUCAAAACGCUGGUGGAGAGCGGAGAGAUGAUCCUGGCCGACGGACGCAGAAUCGUCUCAGAUGCACGUGAAGCUGAAGGGAGGCCCAACACCAUCGUCAUGCACCCAGACUUCAGGAUGCUUGUCCUGGCUAACCGGCCUGGUUUUCCUUUCCUGGGAAAUGACUUCUUUGGAUCUCUAGGUGAUAUCUUCAGCUGCCACGCUGUGGACAAUCCGAAGCCUCAGGCGGAGCUGGCCAUGCUGAAGCAGUAUGGCCCUGACGUUCCCGAAGCCACGCUGCAGAAACUGGUGGCUGCCUUUGGAGAGCUGAGGUCCAUGGCUGAUCAGGGCACCAUCACCUACCCCUACUCCACCCGAGAGGUGGUCAACAUUGUGAAACACCUGCAGAAAUUCCCCGGCGAAGGUUUGGCAAACGUGGUGCGAAACGUCUUCGACUUUGACUCGUACAACAAAGACAUGCGGGACGUCCUGAUCGAGGCGCUGCACAAGCACGGCAUUCCCAUCGGAGCCAAGCCCAGCUCCGUCAAACUGGCUAAGGAGUUGCCCCUGCCAGAGGUCAAGAUGACGGGCUACUGGACGAUCAACCAAACGGGAAACGCUCGCCGCAAACUCCUCUGUCCCACUGAGACACGGCACAUUGACAUCAAGGGCCCGGUGUUCCUGCGUAUCCAGAGUUACCCCUGCAACCGACAGGAGAGCAGGGCCCUGAGUUUUACUGAGGAGAAAUCCCACUGGCAGAUCCCCAUGAACGAGGUCAACAUCAUCUGCCAUGUCACCACCAAAGAUGAUGUCCUGUACGUGGCCACCUGUAACCCCGUGUCGCUGUACUCCAUGAAGGAGCGCGGGGACACCAUCCAGAGCAUCGAGCUCUACGACGUCUUCCCCCGGACCAUCAGCGGCACCUGGCAGCCCUUCAUCACCGUGGCUCCGCUCGGGAGUCCUCUGGACGGACAGGUGGUGCUGCACGAGGAGCAGAGUAACACAGUGCUUCACAUCGACAUGGUGACGGGCGCCGUGCGGAGGCUGCUGCUGUCUCCAGAGGCAGAGCAGCCCCAAACCAGAGCCUCCAACUGGUGGAGCAGCAAGGAGACGCAGCAGGGAGGACAUAAAAUGUGUCACGACUUCUCCCACAAAAACUGGCUCCUCUUCUAUAAAGAGGAAGGGAACCAGCUGGACGUGCUGGAUGUGCUGGAGGGCCAGGUUCACUCCAUCUCCCUCCCCAUCAACCUGAAGUCAGUGUUCCUGGUGGCCGAGGACCGCUGGCUGCUGCAGGAGAGCAGCAGCAACAAGAAGUUCCUGCUGACGAAACCCAUGCAUAUGUCGGCCGAGGACUCUGGUGUGUGUCAGCUGCACAGCAUCAGUGAGGACUGCGUCAGCUCAGGACAUGGGGCCAGCUCAGCGGAGGAGUCCGUGCCCCAGAUGGUGUCCAGUGAGCAGCUUCCAAACGAGAACCUCAGCGCCGCUCUGGACCAGAAGAUUGUCUCUCCAAACAGAAUUCUGGCCGACAGCAACUCCUUCGCACGGAUCGUCGUCGGCUUCCCAGACCUUGUGUCCCCUAAUGAGGUGUACAGCUUUAAGAGGCCUGUUGACCUAUCAGAGGUGAGGAGUUCUGAGGGCGGGUCUCACAAUUUCCUUCGAGGCGGACUCAGGUCCAGUACGCCUAAACGGAACAACUGUGUCAGCCUGCUCUCGGCCAAUCAGGUGGUCCGAGCCCUCCCCCCAAACAAGGUGCCCCUGAAGGAGGUCUACCCCAAAGAUGUUACACCCCCGAUGACAGCGGCGUACCUGGAGGUGACUGAUCUGAACUCCAAAAAAGUCAAAUAUAUUCCCGUCCCAAGGUCGAUGACCGUGUCCCCGUACACCGGCUGGCUGUCUAAGGUGUCGGAGUCGGACGUAGUUCUUUCUGCUCUGGGCUCUGGUGGGGUGGUCACGGUGGAUAUGGGGGGUUACGUCCGGCUGUGGGAGACGGGACUGGACAGCCUGCAGCGCUCGCUGAUGGAGUGGAGGAACAUGAUUGGGACCGAGGACGGCAGACCUUUACAGAUCACCAUCCAGAGGGACAGCGGUCUGGAUGUCAGCGCCCCGAAACACGGCAAGAUCGACGCCAACAACGCCCCUCACGUCGGGGGGAACCAGUGGGCGGGAGGCACAGGCGGCAGAGACACGGCGGGGCUCGGGGGGAAAGGGGGCCCCUACCGGCUGGAUGCAGGACACAAGGUCUACCAGGUGUCCCAGGCUGAGAAAGACGCCGUCCCAGAGGACGUCCGCAAAGCAGCCCGUGAGAUGGGAGAAAAAGCCUUCAAAGAGCGGCUGAAGGAGAUUAAUAUGAGUGAGUAUGAUGCUGCCACGUACGAGCGCUUCUCCAGCGCCGUCAGCAGACAGGUCCAGUCGCUGCGCAGUCUGGACAGCCUGCAGGCUAAAGGGAAGGAGCGUCAGUGGCUGAAGAACCAGGCUCUGGGAGAACUGGACGACGCUAAGAUCAUCGACGGACUGACGGGAGAAAAAGCUAUCUACAAACGCAGGGGGGAGCUGGACCCUGAGCUGGGCAGUCCUCAGCAGAAGCCCAAGCGCCUGCGGGUGUUAGCGGACGUCUCCGGCAGCAUGUACCGCUUCAACGGAGUGGACGGCCGGCUGGAGCGCUCCAUGGAGGCGGUGUGCAUGGUGAUGGAGGGGCUGGAGAACUACGAGCACAAGUUCAAGUACGACAUCGUGGGCCACUCGGGCGACGGCUACGACAUCGAGCUGGUCAGAGCGGAUAAAGUCCCGAAGAAUAACAAAGAGAGACUCAAAGUCCUCAAGACCAUGCAUGCCCACUCUCAGUUUUGCAUGAGUGGCGACUUCACCCUGGAGGGCACCGACUCCAGCAUCAAGGAGCUGGUGAAGGAGGAGGCGGACGAGCACUUUGUGGUGGUGCUCAGCGAUGCCAACCUGGAGCGCUACGGUAUCCGGCCCGAGCGCUUCGCACAGGUCCUGACCUCCGACCCCCAGGUCAACGCCUUCGCCAUCUUCAUCGGAUCCCUCGGAGAUCAGGCCGAAAGACUCCAGAAGACCCUUCCAGCUGGCAGAUCUUUCGUCGCCAUGGACACCAAACAGAUCCCCCAAAUCCUGCAGCAGAUCUUCACGUCUACGAUGCUGUCCAGUGCCUGAGACUGACACCACACACGCUUCCUUAUCUCACCCAAUCAAGAAAACUUCGUAAUCAGAUCUGCGAGCACGGAGAAACUUCUUUCUGUAUCAGAUUAUUUCAUUUCGUGUGAGCUGAAGACUCGCCUUGAAGGGAUGUUUUUAUUAUUUUACAGAUGCCUUCUGCAGACGUGUUAGCGUGACAGAGUGUAACGAUGAGCAGGGAAUAGUGUGUAUCGUCUGCAUACAGCCUGUGAUCUCAUGUGGAAUCACAGCACUCUGUGUAACUACAGCCACAUAAUGACUGCCUGGAGCCGGGCUCGGACCCCAUGUGGGGAUCAAACACUCGGCCUAACCAGUUGUUAUUUUUUUGGGGCUGACCCUUGCUGACGCACACACACACACACUCAAGCGUCUCCGUCCUGUUUUUAGGUUGUGAGCAACUUUACCCAGAAGGGAAGGGAGGGUCGUGAACUUGGAGCAGCCCCUCUCUCAUUUGGACUUCCUCCUCAUUAAUUGCCUGUCACACACAGAAAAAAGACACACACACGACACCUGACCGACACUUGGAUGAGACGAGCGGUAAUAACUCGGCUGCUCUGGAAUGCUGGGACUGCGCGCGGGGGAAUUUCCCACCUGACUGCACACGCUCUUUAAAGGCAGCCGCUGUUGCAAAACCCCCUGCUGUGUGUGUGUGUGUGUGUGUGUGUGUGUGUGUGUUCCCCCUCAGCAUCUAUGUCAACAUGCACCAGCCCUUUUCCUUCCUGGCUGCCGGACCUCGUGACGCCUGGCGCUCCUCUCAGUACUGUGAGGAAUCUCAGAUUGCCUUUCAUUCCCGGACCCCCCACUCCUCUUUCUAAGACACAAACCCCCCCACCCCCACUCAGAAUCAGAGAAUCAGUGGGAAACUCUCUGACAUGCCUCAAAUAUUGAAUCCUUUCCUCAGUAGGCUGCCAGGUCGUUCGCUGUCAACACUGAAUUUGUGGUGCUGCUGUUAGCUAGCUGGCUAACAACGUUAUCGUUAGCGGUAGCAGCUAACAGUCGCACAUGGAAGUUAAAGUGGUAAAAUGCUGAGUAAUUUCUGGGUUUCAGGACUCCUUCCUGCUCUACUCUAUUAAAGACUGCUGAAUGAACCCUAUACACUAAUGGUGGCUUGUUUUUAGUGAAACAACCCACAUUUAUAACUAUUGUUUGUAUAAUUACAUCACAUUACUUGCCACUUCUUUCCAAAGCUCCCACAGGAGUAACUUUGGGGUGAAGUGUCUCACCCAGGGACACAACGACAUGCACUAUCCCACUGCGCCACAGCCUGUAACUUAACCGAUACGUAUAAAAAAGUGUGGUAGUUGAGGCUCAGGAGUGUGUAGUGUGAGUGCACCAACCCAGAACUCAUUUAGUUGUGUGUGUUAAGAGCUAAACUUCACACUGACCUGUGUCAUAUUGUAUUUCUGCUAUCUGACACAGAGCUGUGCGGUCACACGUCAGUGGUUACUCACACGUGCAUCCAACACUCAGACUCCCUGUGGUUGUGAUACUCCCUGUCACGCCUCACUAUGCUGGCCUCAAUAGGACCGCCGGUCUAUCAGCCAGCAUUGAUCCCCUCUGACAGAGCAGCGCUUUAUUCACACCCUCUGACCCUCUACUUACAGUUCAAGCUUCAUGAUUAAGUUUGUGGUUGAUUAUAUAGAUUUUAAUGAUUUUAGCCUUAUUUUAUUGUACAUUUGUAGAACUAUGUAGGAAGAAUUGUAAAAGUAAUGUACAAACUUUGAAUAAAUCAUGUUAACCUCGCUC
Messenger RNA from Eleginops maclovinus (Patagonian blennie), 7575 nucleotides. RefSeq names its product von Willebrand factor A domain containing 8 (gene vwa8). Gene Ontology annotation, cellular component: cytoplasm. Lineage: Eukaryota; Metazoa; Chordata; Actinopteri; Perciformes; Eleginopidae. Gene Ontology annotation, molecular function: ATP hydrolysis activity; ATP binding. The record is from RefSeq and is a predicted model, not a curated record.